This is a messenger RNA of Limanda limanda (common dab), 791 nucleotides long. It is a transcript of the gene ccdc90b, whose product is annotated as coiled-coil domain containing 90B. The transcript has 9 exons. Lineage: Eukaryota; Metazoa; Chordata; Actinopteri; Pleuronectiformes; Pleuronectidae. Gene Ontology annotation, cellular component: mitochondrion. The coding region runs from base 33 to 746 and encodes 237 amino acids. The record is from RefSeq and is a predicted model, not a curated record.
CUUUGCUCAAACUAAACACAGCAGCUUCCGGGAUGCACGCGCUGCGGAGGGUCCACCUGUGGGGGGGUCGAGCCCGGAGACAUUUCCACUUGACGGCCCCUGCGUUGACCUUUGACCUGAGGAAAGUUGAACUGACGCCUCUGGAGCAGCGGAAGCUCACGUUCGAUUCCCACGCCAUGGUGACGGAGCUGGAGCGCAGCGGUUUUGAGAAGCGUCAGGCGGAGCUGGUCGUCUCCGCCCUGGUGACGCUGACCACGGCCAACAUCGACAUCGUUUACAGAGACAUGGUGACCAAGUCCCACCAGGAAAUCGCUCUGCAGCAGAUCGUGGCUCAUCUGGAUUCCAUCAGGAAGGACAUGGUGAUCCUGGAGAAGAGCGAGUUCGCCAACCUGCGCUCCGAAAACAUGAAGAUGAAGCGCGAGCUGGAGCAGCUGUGGAACCGACUGAAGGAGGAGACGCUGAGAGUCCGAGCGGAAACCAAACUGGACAUCAACCUGGAGAGCAGCAGGAUGUCGGACAUGUUCACUGAGCAGGAGAAGAAACUGAUGGAGACCACGUCAGAGUUCCACCACAAGAAAGUCGACCUGGAAAACGACAACAUGGAGAUCAACAGGAAGAUCCACCUGCAGGUGGCGUCGCUCAAAACGCUGCUGGAGUCUCUGAAACUGGAGACAGUCACCUACCUGGCAGCGACCGUGUUCUCGUGUCUCGCCAUCGCUCUCGGCGUUUACAGACUGUGGAGGUGAAGCUCCGACCUGGAGCUGCUUUAAUAAAGUGAAAGUACACAAGCA